UACAUUGCAUUUGGAAAGACUUGUUUGGAGUCGACUGAUCACCGUGAUGCCUGAAGUAGCACCUAAGCCUGCCCCGAAGAAAGGCGCCAAGAAAGCCGUCCUGAAACCGGCAAACAAGAGUGGGAAGAAACGCAGGAGGACCAGGAAGGAGAGUUACGCUAUCUAUAUCUACAAGGUCCUGAAGCAGGUUCAUCCUGACACCGGCAUAUCCUCCAAGGGGAUGGGCAUCAUGAACUCUUUCGUGAGCGACAUCUUUGAGCGCAUUGCCGGAGAAGCUUCUCGCCUGGCUCACUUCAGUAAGCGCCGUACCAUCUCUUCCAGAGAGAUUCAGACCGCUGUCCGCCUGUUGCUUCCCGGCGAGUUGGCCAAGCACGCUGUGUCUGAGGGAACCAAGGCUGUCACCAAGUAUACCAGCGCCAAGUAGAUGGUCAUCGUCUAUUUAAAACCAACGGCUCUUUUAAGAGCCACCCAUUUGUUGUUUAAAAGCUGUUUCCAUUGAUGUUAUUCCGUUUUAGAAGACCAUAUCUGAAAAUCUAAAACAUUAAAGCCUGUGUUGCAGGUUAAC
Molecule: messenger RNA, 565 nt
Organism: Alosa sapidissima (American shad)
Lineage: Eukaryota; Metazoa; Chordata; Actinopteri; Clupeiformes; Clupeidae
Product: histone H2B 1/2-like
Exons: 1
Coding region: 47-424 (125 amino acids)
Cellular component (GO): nucleosome
Molecular function (GO): structural constituent of chromatin; DNA binding; protein heterodimerization activity
Source: RefSeq, a predicted model, not a curated record